AACUUUAAAGGGGAAGAUAUAAAUGAAAUAAUCAAAUCGGUGAGUGAUAAUUUAUUUAGUAAGAUGAUGCUUGACAGAUGGAUAAAACUGCACGGACAUGGCGAAACACCGGUGCACACUUUAAAGGACCAUUUAUCCUAUUAUUUGGGAAAAUUAAAAAGUCCGUAUAGCGUUGAUGGAAACAUUGAGAAGCAACAAGUGCGGAGCAGCAAUCAUAGUAUUAACACAACCAUCAGGAUCAUGGAGGAUUAUCAGAAUAGGCUGUUUUUCUACUACGUCAUAGGAAAUGAAUUGCCGCACUUACAUCAUGACUCUCUUAUAAAUGUAAGCGAAUGUGCGUUUAUCUUAUUUGUAAAUGAGCCAGUUAUUAUGGAUGAGCCUCAGUUAAAUAGAUGUGUUCUCGAGUCAGGGAUACUCAGGGUGAGAGCCCACAGAUAA
Molecule: messenger RNA, 438 nt
Organism: Plasmodium inui San Antonio 1
Lineage: Eukaryota; Apicomplexa; Aconoidasida; Haemosporida; Plasmodiidae
Exons: 1
Source: RefSeq, a predicted model, not a curated record